Apis cerana (Asiatic honeybee) is the source of this 1449-nucleotide messenger RNA. RefSeq names its product sin3 histone deacetylase corepressor complex component SDS3. NCBI's taxonomy places the organism in Eukaryota, Metazoa, Arthropoda, Insecta, Hymenoptera, Apidae. The record is from RefSeq and is a predicted model, not a curated record.
UUCAAUUUCAUUUGCUUCUGUUUGGUCACAAUCGGUCAAAUAACUUCUUAAUAAUGACUGUAAAGAAGGUGGAGGAUAAUAACCAUUAGUAUUUGCAUCUCCAGCUUCUCUUUCCCAUUGUAAAUUUAAACCAGAACAUUCUCGAGUAAUUAAUUCAUCUAUGAAAAGUACUUCUUCUUUUUCGUCUUUCGGAUUAUUAUUCUUAAUUGAUUCUCGUUUUUCUUUAUACAAAGUGAACAGUUUCUCAAAUGGAUAUGGAAUCUUCAGAGUAAGAGAAAUUGGUAAUGGACUAUCAUCUAAAUUUUGUGAUUCAGAUUCGCCGUUUUCGACUAUGUAUGGUCAAGAUGAUUAUGAUAUUGAUGAAGACAAUGAUGAGUAUUUAGAGGAUGACAGAGAUGUUGAAGAACAAGAUGAAAGUGAUGAAGACACAGAGGAAGCAAGUGAAACAGAUCUUGGAAAAUCUGAAGAAUACACAGAAAUAAAAGAACAGGUUUAUCAAGAUAAAUUAGCUAGUUUGAAAAAACAAUUGCAACAGUUAAAGGAUGGAACACAUCCAGAAUACAAUCGUAAAUUAAAACGCUUGGAGGCUCAAUAUAAAGAAAGAUUACGAUUGAAUAUAAUUUAUCGUGAUUAUUUGACAGAAUGGGUAGAACGAGAUUAUAUAUUAGAAAAGAAAGCAGCAGUGAAGGAGUUUGAAGAAAAGAAAAUAGAUUUAAAAGAAAAUUUACUAACUGACAUGGAAGAAAAACGAAAAAUGAUAGAAUCUGAUCGACACACAAUGGAACUUACUGGUGAUUCAAUGGAAGUAAAACCUGUAAUGACAAGAAAAUUACGAAGACGACCAAAUGAUCCUGUACCUGAAAAAGUAGAAAAACGGAGGAAACCACCUCCUGCUCAAUUAAAUUAUCUAUUAGAUGAAAAAGAAAUAGAAAGUGAUUUAAAAGCUAUUAGUCGCGGUAAAGUACUGACCACUGUUCGCAAACCAGUAUUACCACAUUACAAUGCAAUCAACAUGCCUUCACAACAUAUUCCUCCACCCUCUGAUAGUCCUAUGAUAGAGACUAGAAUAGAAGAUGGAAAACUUUUACAUGAAAGGCGAUGGUUCCAUCGCGGACAACCAGUAUAUGUAGAGGGAAAAGAUUUAACCAGGUUUGCUGCAAAUAUUUCUGCGAUAGGAACAGAAGCCAUUUGGGUGAAGAAAGUUUCAGAUGGAAGUAAAGUGCGGAUAUACUUAUCCCAAUUAAGUCGAGGGAAGAUUUCGAUCAAAAGAAGAGCAUCAUAAUGACUAUCAUAAUGAAGUAUUCAUCGUUAUAAAUUUAAGUGUUCAGUAAUUGUUACACUUGUGAUAUGAUAUUAGACUUGUAGUUUAUUGAAGUUCUAUUUUCUGGAUUCAAUAUAACUCUUACUGUACUUGUUUUUUGCCACCAAUAAAACCAGACUUUUUGAUGA